Molecule: messenger RNA, 732 nt
Organism: Lycium barbarum (goji berry)
Lineage: Eukaryota; Viridiplantae; Streptophyta; Magnoliopsida; Solanales; Solanaceae
Exons: 1
Coding region: 79-600 (173 amino acids)
Cellular component (GO): chloroplast
Source: RefSeq, a predicted model, not a curated record
GAUAAGGUAAUCAAAGCUAUUGUGCCUCUCCUGGCCUCUCACUUUGAUACUUCAACUAAGCUCCCUGAAGGCAAUGAAAUGAACAGCACCAUGCUCUCUAGCUACCCAAAACACUUCACUUCCAUUCCAAUACCACUUCCCUUCAAAUCUCAACAUCUCCAUGUAGUUCGUUUUCCCAUCAAAUGCAGCAGCAGCAGUGAUAACAACAAUAACACAACUAGCAUCAAUGAAAAUAGCAAGGAAUCACAACCCGUUACACCACCAAAUACGGUUGAGAUUCGAUUCAGUAGACGUCCGUCAAAACGAAGAAAGCAGAAGGAAGAAGAAAUGAUGAAUGCAGGGAAACAAGCUGUGAAACCUAAGCCUCCACCUAAGGAUUGGGAAUCCAUGAAUCUGACUGAGAAGGCUAUUGAAUUAUAUGUGGGAGAAAAAGGACUUUUGUUCUGGCUUAACAAGUUUGCUUAUGCUUCCAUCUUUAUUAUAAUUGGGGGUUGGAUACUUUUUCGAUUUGUUGGUCCUGCACUUGAUCUUUAUCAGCUUGAUACACCUACUCCUCUUGCUCCUGAAUCUAUGUUUAAAGGUUCAGGAGAGAAACCUUGAUCACUGCAAAGUUCAAGUUUUGGAUGACGAGAAGAAGUUUUCUAAACUUUCUCCUGUAUGCUUUAGUCCAAAUUUUGUAGUCCUGUAUGUAACUUGAAAGCUAAUAGAUUUAAGCAAAUAAACAUGCCAAUA